Adineta steineri is the source of this 546-nucleotide messenger RNA. The record is from the annotation of a GenBank genome assembly. Lineage: Eukaryota; Metazoa; Rotifera; Eurotatoria; Adinetida; Adinetidae.
AUGGGAAAUACAAAAAGUAACCGAUCGUCUUUGGAAAUGAAACGUUUAGAAGAAAUAACCGGUAUUCCUCGACAAACAUUUAUCGAUAUGCAUGAAAAUAUUAAACGUAAAUCUGGUACUGAAGGAGGUACAGUACUUGUAAGCAGAGCUGAUGCUCGUCAUGAGAUUAAUCAAACAGGUGUUGGUUAUAAUAAUCAAAAACAAGUUGAUGCUGCAUUUGGAUUCUUCGAAGAAAAUGGUAAUUUUACGACUGAAGAAUUAUUUUCUAUAAUAGUUAUGUUAGCUGAAACAAUGGAUGGUGUCAAUCGACUUUCUUAUGUUGUUGAUACACAUAAUCCAAAGGGUGCAGACAGUGAAAACGUGUCACGUAAAUAUGGUCAAAGAAUAUUGGAAUGUAUUACUGAAUUUUAUGGAAUCAAAAACGCUGAUAAACCUGAACAUGUUUGGGUUGCAUUAUGUGGUGGAACUGAUAAAGCAAAAGUAACACGUGAACACUUCGUUAAAUAUGUUACUUCCACUGAUCCAUAUCAAGACUUUUUAAUUUAA